This is a messenger RNA of Scaptodrosophila lebanonensis, 830 nucleotides long. RefSeq names its product ER membrane protein complex subunit 10 (gene EMC10). Gene Ontology annotation, cellular component: EMC complex. The coding region runs from base 65 to 742 and encodes 225 amino acids. NCBI's taxonomy places the organism in Eukaryota, Metazoa, Arthropoda, Insecta, Diptera, Drosophilidae. The transcript is spliced from 4 exons. The record is from RefSeq and is a predicted model, not a curated record.
CUAUGUCUUUAGACUGCGGUCACACUGAUAUAAAAGAAUUAAUAACACAUAAACGAAAUUUUUAAUGAUGUAUAACUAUUUUAUCGUUAUAUGUUUUUUGCUUUGUGCGGCAAAUUGCGGAUGGAGUUACUUGGAGCAAGAUAGUUGGACGAAUGUGGAAUUACACCAUGGCUUAAGUUCUGACCCCGAGCACUUUUCCUUUCGUGGAAAUGUGACAAUUCCGAGUUUGAAUUCCGCUUUAUCUAGUCUGCAUCAGAUAGAAUUAAAAACAAGUGAAUUGAAUGUGUUAACGGAUCUCGCAAGACAAAAUGGCUUCUAUCGUUUAAAAGUCACUGUAAUGUAUCCAAAUGGCAAAAAACAGAUUUUUUUGACCUCUAGCAAAGCCUGUAGUUUACUUCAGUCGGAACUCAAUGAUAUACUUUGGAUUUCGGUUGGGCCUUCAGGGUUUAUCUCUUCCGUUACACAUACCUCUCUAUCGGAUUCAAUCGAAUGCGAUGUUAAUAUAAUAGAACAUAUUCAAGGACAAGAAUAUAACACCGACGUACUUGUCAAGCAUUCCGAGUUGGCACCGAUGCCAGAUACCGCCGGUUUUAUACAAAAAGUAGAACGAGAGCGAGAAGCAAGGGAGCGUGGAGAAGUACGCGAUAACAGAGGAUUCUUUUCGAAAUAUUGGAUGUACAUUGUACCAGUUGUUCUACUGGUUUUCAUAUCCGGGGCCACAAACCAAGAUGCAGCGAAAUAAAUUUUGUUUUCUUUUUUUCGUUUUAUUUAUUUUAUAAAUGACUUAUAAUUAAUAAAAGUUUUGCCUUCUGCAAACAGUCUAAACCGAA